GUGACUAGAGCUGGUCGAGGUGUUAGUCAAGAAAUUUCAAUUUAUCACAAUGUUGGCCUUUUUUCGUAGUAUUUUAGACUGGUUUAAAAGUCUCUUCUGGAAAGAAGAGAUGGAGCUAACCCUUGUUGGCUUGCAGUAUUCAGGAAAGACGACAUUUGUUAAUGUUAUCGCGUCUGGGCAAUUCAGUGAGGAUAUGAUCCCUACAGUUGGAUUUAAUAUGAGGAAGGUUUCAAAAGGAAAUGUGACUAUUAAAGUUUGGGACAUUGGUGGUCAACCUCGCUUCAGGAGCAUGUGGGAACGAUAUUGCAGGGGCGUCAAUUGUAUYGUAUAUAUGGUUGAUGCAGCUGAUCAUGAGAAACUAGAGGCAUCRAAAAAUGAACUCCACAAUCUGUUAGAAAAACCACAAUUAGCAGGCAUUCCAAUUUUAGUACUUGGGAAUAAAAAAGAUCUUCCUGGAUCGCUGGAUGAGAARGAAUUGGUAGAACGACUCAACCUAACAUCUAUACAAGACAGAGAAAUCUGCUGUUAUUCGAUCUCUUGCAAGGAAAAAGACAAUAUAGAUAUAACUCUCCAGUGGUUGAUUCAGCACUCAAAAUCCCACAGCUAAACACACAAAAAUGRAAUAAAGAAUAACUUUAACUAGAAUUUGAAGGAGGUUGCCGGGUCAUAGCUAAAGCAAGAACUGUUACAUAUGAACACUCAAAUAGCUAACAUGUGAAUAUCUAAAUGUCUAUCCAGAUGAUAUCGAACAGGCGUAGAUAGGCUAUCAUAUUACGUAUAAUGGAAUCGUUAUGAUAAAUGAGUGUCUAGCAUUGUCAAGGUAUGUUUGAAUACAAAUGUGCAUUUUGGAAGAAAAAUAAUAGUUUUCUUUAAAAAAUAGUUUUUUUAGUAUCUUGACAUGCAUGUAUAUGAAAUGGAACUCUAGUCUUGGACCUUAUUCAUCCAUCCUGUGUUACCAUCCUAYCAAACCAACGUGGAAAUGCUCUGGUCAAAGGUGAACCUAUUGUAUUUCACAAUUUAUUGUUGGUAUUUGGUGUGAUAACACAAAGUUUGAAGUGGGCCCAAUUAAAUCUUUAAUGGUUAGUUGAGCUUUAAACUGUGUCAUUUUCUGUGGGCUAAGAAGUUAUUUUUUUCUAACAAAUACUGGGUGAUUGUAGAGCUAAAAAACAAAAGACAAGCUAAGGUAUAUUAUAAUAGUUUUCAUACCAAAGUACCCUAUUGUUUUCAGGGUUUUGAUUGCAUUUUGUGGCAAUUAGGAUUAGAUAAAAUUGAAAAAUGGUGGACCAGCAAAAAUUAUUUUAUAUUAAUGUAUGAACAAGWAGCUAGUCAGUCGAGAACUUUGUCAUUUAGAUUUUGCCACCAUUUUUUAAUUCAUUAAAGUUUAGCAUAAAACUGUACAGUAUCAUUCCCACACCAAACCCAAUAACUUCAUUGAAAACUUGUCGUAAGGAGAUAUAAGUAAAACAUAUAUGGAAAGGUUUUUGAUGAGUAAUAAUGUCACCCAACUUUUAGAUAUAGUAGCCUUUAUAGCCAGGCUUCUUGGGUUAGCUGUGGAGGGGUGGCUACAUAGGCUACAGGCACAUUCAUUGAUUGUUAUCAUCUUAUCAAAGACUUACAAUAUUUUCAAAUGUCAUACCCAGUCUGAUCUUCAAGAAUAAAUAUCUUUGAUAGUAAUAA
Messenger RNA from Exaiptasia diaphana, 1677 nucleotides. RefSeq names its product ADP-ribosylation factor-like protein 8A. NCBI's taxonomy places the organism in Eukaryota, Metazoa, Cnidaria, Anthozoa, Actiniaria, Aiptasiidae. The coding region runs from base 50 to 607 and encodes 185 amino acids. The record is from RefSeq and is a predicted model, not a curated record. Gene Ontology annotation, biological process: protein transport; anterograde axonal transport. The transcript is spliced from 7 exons. Gene Ontology annotation, molecular function: GTPase activity; GTP binding. Gene Ontology annotation, cellular component: lysosomal membrane.